UUCUUGCCUCUAUUAUCUUAUACACCGUAGUCAGGAUCUCAAUCUCCCCCAAAAGAGUGACAAACAUGAAAAUAAUUGUCACCAGAAAAGCACUUCUAUUAUUCUCUCUAAUAUUCAUGUAUCUAAUAAACUUUCUCAUCAAAGCCCAACCUCCAUACCCGUUCAUAAAGUGUCAAAACGAGACUACUUAUAUCGCCAAUAGCGUGUACAAUAGGAAUCUUGAUGCGGCUUUGUUCUCUCUCCAGACCACCAACUCAGGCUUCGGUUAUUAUAACUCUUCAGCUGGUCAAGGAACCGAUAGAGCCAACGCAAUCUGCCUUUGCCGUGGCGACGUGGAGCGAAACAUGUGUCAAAGUUGUUUAAGGGACGCUAUUUUUCGGCUAAGAGUAGUUUGUCAUAACCAAACAGAAGCUGUUAUAUAUUAUGAAUUUUGUUUAUUGAAGUACUCUAAUGCCACUAUACUGGGAAACAAUGAUAUGGCUAGAGAUAUAUACCGCAUGCAAAACAUUAAUACCUUUUCUGAUAAGGAGCAAUUCAAUGGUGUUCUCCAACCGUUUAUGAGCAAGUUGAGAGGCGAAGCGGCUGCUGGGAAUUCGUUGCUGAAGUUUGCUAUGGAGGACACAAGCGGGCCGGGUUCGAACACGCUUUAUGGCGUUACGCAGUGUGUUCCAAGUUUGUCUGAGCCUGAGUGCAAUGAUUGUUUGGAAUAUGCAAUUAAUCAGAUGUCAUUGUGUUGUGACGGGAGAUAUGGUGUAGUAAUUCUUAUGACACGUUGUAAUGUAAGGUAUGAGAUUUAUGAAUUUUCAAUUAACUCAGCAAUUCUUCCGCCACCACCAAGUUCACAGCCAUCUCCACCUGUUACAUCGCCACCAGGUAAGAAAACUAGACCAAGUCGGACUGUAAUCUUCGUCAUUGUUCUGACUGUUAGUGCAAUAGUCAUUGCUUCCAUCUGCAUUUUCUUGAUACUGAGGAGGAAGAAAAUUCUGGUUAAAAAAGAUAAUAUUAUGGAUAUAAGCACAAUUGAAUCACUUCAAUACACCUUUGAAAUGGUAAAAGAAGCUACGAAUGACUUUUCUGAGAGCAAUAAGCUUGGAGAAGGUGGAUUUGGGUCGGUGUACAAGGGUAAUCUUCAAAAUGGACAAGAUAUAGCAGUGAAGAGGUUGUCAAAAGACUCUGGACAAGGUGAAAAUGAAUUCAAGAAUGAGGUCAUGCUUGUUGCAAAGCUACAACAUCGUAAUUUGGUUAGGUUCCUUGGUUUUAGUUUAGAAGGAACCGAAAGGCUUCUCAUCUACGAGUUCAUGCCGAAUGCAAGCCUUGAUCAUUUUAUAUUUGAUCCAACUAAGUGUGCAUUGCUUGAUUGGAAUAAACGUGACAAAAUUAUAAAAGGGGUGGCUCGUGGCCUUCUUUAUCUUCAUGAAGACUCACGUUUGAGGAUAAUUCAUCGUGAUUUGAAAGCUAGUAAUGUUUUGUUAGAUGAAGAAAUGAACCCCAAAAUUGCAGAUUUUGGAAUGGCAAGGUUGUUCAACAUCCAAGAAACUCAUGGAUGCACAAAUCGAAUUGUUGGGACUUAUGGUUAUAUGCCACCAGAAUAUGUUAUGCAUGGUCAAUUCUCGGUGAAGUUGGAUGUUUUUAGCUUUGGAGUAUUGGUGCUUGAAAUAAUAACAGGCCAAAAGAACCAGUACUUUAAGAUUGACAACAAAUUAGAAUUCCUUCUAACCUAUGCAUGGAAAAGUUGGCGACAGGAAACUACAUCAAAUAUGAUUGAUCCUACAUUGAUGGUUGAAUCCAAUUCAUUGGACGAAAUCAUUAGAACCAUUCAUAUUGGUUUGCUAUGUGUCCAAAGUAAUGUUGCUGAGAGGCCAACAAUGGCUUCGAUUGUUCUUAUGCUUAAUAGCUCAUCGCUUAGCCUCCAAAUACCAUCUGAGCCAGCUUUUUUCAUGCGUAGUUCUGCUACAGUAGUAGCAGCAAGUGACUCAGAAAACUCUAAUCAAAGAUCUUCUCAAUCUUCAGGAAACGAUGCUUCAAUAUCUGAUAUAGUUGCACGAUAGUCUUGUUAACAUAUUCAAUUUUGUAAUGAGCCAUCUUUAUCAGGUUUGAAUUAGAAACUUCAAUAUGUAAUACACAUAUACAUAUCUUAGUAUAAAUAUUACAUGAUAUUUGAUUUAUACAAACAGAUCAGCAUCGUUAAAUACAUAGCCAAUUAAAAGUAAAGAACAAUGGAAAUUAUAUAAACAUUGGU
Helianthus annuus (common sunflower) is the source of this 2239-nucleotide messenger RNA. Its product is annotated as putative receptor-like protein kinase At4g00960. Bases 66 to 2048 code for a protein of 660 amino acids. The record is from RefSeq and is a predicted model, not a curated record. NCBI's taxonomy places the organism in Eukaryota, Viridiplantae, Streptophyta, Magnoliopsida, Asterales, Asteraceae. Gene Ontology annotation, biological process: protein phosphorylation. Gene Ontology annotation, molecular function: protein kinase activity; ATP binding. The transcript is spliced from 7 exons.